This is a messenger RNA of Caenorhabditis bovis, 3204 nucleotides long. NCBI's taxonomy places the organism in Eukaryota, Metazoa, Nematoda, Chromadorea, Rhabditida, Rhabditidae. The record is from the annotation of a GenBank genome assembly.
AUGGCCAACGCCGGGCGACGCUUUAGCACGGUGACACAAAUCAAUCCCGACGGAAUGGGAAAGACCGGCGGUGGAACGACUUCCAUUAAUGAAGAUGGAAUUCCAGCCGACUACAAAGGAAAUCGAAAAUUUACGACAACAUUAGGACACCUAGCACUGUAUAAAGAAGAUGAAGGUAUCGGAACACAAGCUACUUUUCUGUCCGGGUACACAACCCCGGGUCCCAAGGAAAAAGCAACAUCGGAACACAAAAAGGCAAAUCUUGGUGUCAUGCUUGGCGUCUAUCUUCCAACAAUUCAGCACAUUUUGGGCGUCACCAUGUUUAUUCGACUUUUCUGGGUAGUUGGUAUGGCGGGUGUUGCUUGGACAAUGGUUCUUCUAGCAAUUUGUUGCGUCUCGGUAACCCUUCUCACUUCAAUUUCCUUAUCGGCUGUAGCUACAAAUGGCGUUGUUGAGUCCGGCGGUGCAUAUUUCAUUAUUAGUCGAAACCUGGGUGCAGAAUUCGGAACGGCUGUUGGCGUGCUUUUCUAUCUUGCUAACACUGUAGCAGCUUCUAUGUAUAUUGUAGGAGGUGUUGAAGUGAUAUUGAUGUAUAUCUGGCCAGAAAUGGCCCUGGGAGGACAAGAGUCUCUUCAUGACACUGCUGUAUUCGGCACAUUAUAUAACAAUCUUCGCCUUUAUGGCACCAUCUUUCUCAUAAUUCAAGCACUAAUUGUUGCAAUGGGUGUUAAAUUUGUGCAACUACUGGCACCAGUGUCUCUAAUGUGCGUCAUUCUCGCUUGCGCUGCAUGCAUUGGAGGCGGCAUUGAAAAGCAAAUCACAGGGACCGGUGGAAGUGUCUGUAUGCUACAAGAUCGACUUUUACAAUCUUCAAUAUUUCGAAAUGUCGAACAUAUUAAUCAAACCACUGCCGGGCUUAACGAAACUGAUGACUUUUGCAGCAUCUGCGAAAAAUCCUUAUUCCUCGAGAAAAAUGUUUUCUGCACUGAAUUGAACAACCAGAACGCCGAAACGGAAACAAGCGAAGGUGGUUUGUGUUCAGUGUACACUUCAGAGAUUAUGAGAUGCAAAAAGGCGUUCCCUGGAUUUAACCUUCAAACGCUAUCGGACAACAUGUACCCACUGUAUAUGGAAAAAGGCGAAGUUGUACCUGGAGUGACGGGAAAAGAACAAGCCGAAGUGGUUCAAGACGAAGGAUCCCACUUUUUCCUAUUAAUGGCAAUUUUCUUUCCUGCGGUGACUGGCAUAUUCACAGGGACAAAUAUGAGUGGUGACCUAGCCGAUCCACAGCGUUCAAUUCCCGUGGGCACUAUUGCUGCAACUCUAACCACAUCGGCGAUCUAUUACAUCCUUGCCUUGCUCUUCGGCGGAUCUAUAGCAAGAGAAGUUCUUCGAGACAAAUUCGGCCGCUCAAUUGGAAAUACUAUGGUGGUUGCAGCUCUUUCGUGGCCUCACCCCGCAAUUGUUACAGUUGGCGCUUUCCUUUCAACAUUCGGUGCCGCACUUCAGUGCUUAUGUAGCGCACCUCGUCUUCUGCAAUCAAUAGCAAAAGACGAUGUCAUCCCAAUUCUUGCCCCAUUCGCCAGAGUCACUAAGAGCAACGAGCCUUUCCUCGGACUCAUUCUUACCGUCAUUAUCGCUGAGUGCGGAAUUUUGCUAGGUGCUGUCGACAAAAUCGCCGAAGUCCUCGACUUCUUCUUCCUCAUGUGCUAUGCAUUUGUUAAUUUGAUUGCGUUCAUGCAUUCAAUUUUAAAAGCACCCAACUGGAGACCAAGAUUCAAAUAUUUCCAUUGGUCACUAUCGUUUCUCGGAGCUGCUCUCUGUUUUUUCAUAAUGUUCGCUUCAAGCGUGCCUUUGGCUUGUAUUGCCUGCGCAAUUACGGCAAUCAUUUACAAAUACGUGGAGUGGAAAGGAGCCAAAAAGGAAUGGGGUGAUGGGAUGAGAGGUUUGGCGCUCAGCACAGCUCAGUACAGUUUGCUGAAGGUCGAAGACAAGGACCCGCAUCCAAAGAAUUGGCGCCCACAGAUUCUUAUUUGUUUGACCUCGCAAUGGUCCAAAGAACUUAUUGAUCGCCGUUCUGUAUCCAUGUUGAACCUUGGAGCCCAACUAAAAGCUGGACGGGGUCUUGCUAUCGCGUGCGCAUUCCUUAAAGGGUCCGCGGAUAAUCCAAAAGAUAAAAAUCAUGCAAAGGAAGUGAAGAACACUCUUUUAAAAGACAUGAACGCAGUGAGGCUAAGAGGCUUUGCAAAGGCAAUGUUCUACAACAAUCAUCAAAUAAACGGAACCAUCUCGGCGCUCUAUCAAUCGAUUGGAAUUGGCGGUCUUCGCCCGAACACAGUCUUGGUAAACUGGCCAAACGAUCAAAACGCAGAUGAGGUGCUUCUAUUCACCGAGGAGAUUAUUCACGGAGCUGCUAAUGAUAACUGCUUAAUUGUCACAAAAGGAAUAACCGAUUUUCCCGAUCACAAUGAGCGACUCAACGGAUUCAUCGACAUUUGGUGGAUUGUUCAAGAUGGCGGAAUUUUGAUGCUCAUCGCUUACCUGUUGAGGCAACACAAGGUCUGGAAGGGAUGUCAACUGCGAAUUUUCGCCGUCAGCGAACAAGAUUCAACGAAAAGCGAGGACAUGAAAGCGGGAUUGCAAAAAUACAUUUACAUGUUGAGAAUUGACGCCGAACUCUUCAUUGUGGAUUUACUUGACAUGGAGGUUUCUGAAGAAGUGAUGAAAAGGGCGGCUGAUAUUGAAAAGAAGCUGAAGGAAAAUGAAGAAAUGCGGCGUAAUCGUAGCGGAUUCCUUAAUGAGGCAUACACCGAUGAUAACGGAAAAACAAGAAUGCGUCAAAGUGACUCCACUCGUAGUUUUGGACCAGCUUCACACACUACAUUAGUUAUUGAUGAAGCCGAAACAACAUUUACCGACAACAUUUUCGAAGAGUUGUAUCGUUCGACAACUCCUGUCGAAGAUUCUGAGGGAUCAAUUCAGCUUAAUAUUCAUAAAAUGAAUACAUCAGUGCGCUUGAAUCAUGUCAUCCGCGAGAACUCCGACGAAGCCCAAUUAAUUCUUCUCAAUCUUCCAUCUCCGCCGAGAAAUCGACUUGCCUUCAACAAUUCUUACAUGACUUAUCUCGAUGUGCUUACUGAAUCUCUACCGCGUGUUUUGUUCAUUGGAGGAAGCGGUCGCGAAGUGAUUACAAUUGAUUCUUAG